AUGGACGCACAACAAGAGACUAGUCGUGUACUGAACCUCACACAGCUCGACCUCAUCCUCUCUUUCCUCCCUGACGCGGGCGGCGCAAAGAUCCUUCGUGAUCAAUUUGUGUCUGCCUGUCGGAUAGUAGAGGCGAAGGAGAAUGAGGCUCAAGCAUCCCAUGAGAGAGCCGAGAGCCAGUCGAACCUCCUUCGAGACCAGCUCGAGGAGCUUAAGACUGAGCGAGGAGAGUUCCAAAAGCAGAAGAGCCUAGAGACUGAGAAGCUCAAAGAUGAGCAAGCCAAGCUCAAGGCACUUGCUGAAACACUGGGCUCACAGUUCCAACACCUUUCCACAAAUGCGGGUAAAGUGACGGAAAGGGUGAACGAUUGCCAGAAGACCGUGGCAGAAAAGCUUCACAGCCUUGCGGAGGCCAUCUCACAUCGUGCCUCUGACCGAGAAGAGAAUGUCAAUCUCCUCAACAAAAGGGUGGAAGACUUACUGAACUCCACCAAACAGAACACAAAAGACUUGUCCUCGAUGAAGGGUAAGUCUGAUGAGAUGGCGACCGCAGUGGACUCUGUAAAAGAAGACCAGAAGCGGAUCGAAUCAUCCCUCAGGAAUGGUGUGACAAUGGAAGGCAUGACAGAGCAAAUUGAGCCGCUUGUCGAACUUGCCAACGCCAUCAAUAAGGUAGUUGAGGAACAGCCUACAGUGCAGUUCUUGGAUACCAAAUUUGCUGAAGUUGGACGUCUUGCUGAGCAGCUUCAACAAGCCUAUGCCAAGGUGAAUGAGCUGACCCAAGAAAACCAGACACUCAGGAACGACAAUGAGAACUUGAAUACGGAAGUAGGUCAUGCUCGUGACUUCAAAGCUCAGGCUAAGGAUGCAUUUGAUGACUUUGAGGAGCGUGUCAAGGACAAGGACUCCAAAAUAGAGGAGCUCCAAGGAGCGAGAAAUGAUUUGCACAACCAGUUGAUGGAGGCAAAUUCACAGAUCUCCCAGGGUCAAGACGCAAGUCGAGAGCUUCAGAGGGUCCAGCGUUCACUUCGAACCGCUGAGGCUGACUGUCGAGAGCUCGCUAGUGUCAAGACCAGGCUACAGCAAGCAGAGCAGUCGGAACCGAGGCUGGCGCAAAAGGUCACAGAGCUCAAGCGCAGUUUCGAGGGCGAGAAAAAGGCUCAUGACGUAUGCUCAUCCAAGCUGACAGAGGCUUUGACGAGCCUAAGAGAUGUCAAUCGCCAGAAGGAAAAGCUGGAGGAUGACAUUUUGCGGGUUCAAAACGAGCUAAAGGAGCUUCGCUCACAGCAGACCCUUGACCUUCAAAAGCAAUUGAAGGAUCAAUGGGAUGCUGUGAGCAAAGCGAUGAAGGAACAACUGUCUGAAAGGCACAGCCAUGAAGAAACUGUUCGUCAGUUGAAAGACUCGUGGUCUUCGGAGAAGGAAGCGCUGCAAGGUCAGAUAUCUGCCAAGGUUUCACUUAUUGGGAAUCUAGAGCAGGAAAUCCAGACACUGCAGUCUAGAGUCUCUACACUUGAGCCCCUCCAAAGCGAGCUUAAUACAGCGAAUGGGAACAUGAGCCGUAUGAGUUCAGAUUUGGAGGAAGCUAAGCUAAACCUACGGGACUCUGAGGCCAGAGUUACCGAGCUUGAAGAGGAGCUCGUUGUUUCUGGAACGGAGCUCGACCACCUCCAAGCUGAGAAUGGGCGCCUUAAGGGGUCUAGUGAGUCUGUGUUACAGCAGCUCCAGGGCUCCGAAGGCACUGUCAAAAGGCUUCAGCAGGAGUGCGAAAACCUCCAUGGAGAGCUCACUAGCUUGAAAGAUCAGUCGGUUGUGGUCCCUGAAGAUGUUCCUGGAGAAUUGUCCAAGCUAUACUACAGGGCGGCAGACCAGCUUUGCAAUAUCCCGAUUGUCCUUGAUACAACCGGUGAGCUCGAAAUGCAGCAACUCGCAGCAGAGCUUAUCACGUUGAUUGAUGGGUACAAGUGGAAAGAAAAUCUGCUGGAGUUUCUCCGCUCUCGUUCUGAGGGUUGGUUUUGUCUUCAGCAAGUUAUGGCCGGUGACAAUGACUUGGUCGCAAACGGCGGCAAAUGUCAGUACCACGACGAUUGCCUAUCAGUGAAGGUGGUCUUCCUCAAUGGAUCACCUACUCUCAAAUUCAUCUUUUCUGAUUAG
This is a messenger RNA of Fusarium mangiferae, 2154 nucleotides long. RefSeq lists its product as uncharacterized. The record is from RefSeq and is a predicted model, not a curated record. Lineage: Eukaryota; Fungi; Ascomycota; Sordariomycetes; Hypocreales; Nectriaceae. Bases 1 to 2154 code for a protein of 717 amino acids. The transcript has a single exon.